AUGCAGCCACAGUAUUCGGCCCUUGCGGGCGCGGCAUCUUCCAGCAGAGGCAUCACUUCUACUAGGACACCCACCAGCCCACCUCGUCUUGCUACGCCGCCGCCGCCGCCGCCGCCAACCCACCCUUCGGACUGUUCCCGGCACGAACGCAAACAAAAAGCCCAAAUUGUCAACGUUAACGCAAAGACCACGCACAGUCGAGCUCGGAUACACGAUGUCGCCUCAAAACCUGCCGCUCUGGAUGCUGGAGCUGUUGACAGUGCUUUGCUUCAAGAACCUCUACUACACGCGCAUCGCGAUAGCGCUUCUGGCACGAGCCCUCGCCGGAAGCGCCAGAGAAUACACGGUGACCGUUUCAUCCCCUCCCGCUCUGGUCAAGAUUUGCAGGCCAGCUUCAGCCUUCUCCACGAGGACGGUUCCCCAACGACGCCUUCGAGGCAAAAGAAGCGAACGCCUCACGGCGAGCUUCAUUUUCAGAAAACCGAGGAGGCGAACCGCACUUUCUCCACUCUUCUUCGGGCCGAGCUCUUUGAGAGCUCAGUGCCCCAACCGAGCCCCCCAACGAUAUCCCCGGAAAUCUCUCUUCCAGCCUCCUCCCAGGGCGGAAUGGACGGCACACGAGCACGCACGCCGCCCGGUAACGGCACUGCUUCUCCCCUCCCCUCGUCGUUGACUCCAUCGACUCCGCAUAAGAAUCUUUUUUCUUACAUAUCCUCCCGUCAUCAACAUCACAUUGCCGGCCAUCCAACGCCGUCCAAAACGCCCCAGGGACGCCACGGCCCCAACCUGGACACUAGAGCUGAGAUAUACAGCCUGUCCCCCGUUCGCUUUGGCAGCCAGCAACUGCUCCUUAGCCCCCGGAGACAGCCCCGAGCUGUCAGCAAGGUUCCAUACAAGGUCCUCGAUGCCCCCGAGCUGGCGGAUGACUUUUACUUAAACCUCGUCGAUUGGGGAAGUUCCAACAUGCUAGGCGUGGGCCUGGGUGCAAGCGUUUACAUGUGGAAUGCCCAGACAAGCAAGGUCAGCAAACUAUGCACGCUCGAGGAUGACACUGUCACCAGCGUGUCCUGGAUACAGAAGGGAACACAUCUGGCCAUCGGCACCGGCAAGGGCUUGGUUCAGAUCUGGGAUGCGGAGAAGACGAGGAGGCUGCGGACCAUGACCGGGCACACCGCGCGGGUUGGUUCGUUAGCCUGGAAUACCCAUAUUUUGACCUCUGGGUCACGAGACAGGCUCAUUUAUCAUCGAGAUGUUCGCGCUCCCGACCAGUGGCUCAGGAAGCUUGUCGGACACAAGCAAGAGGUGUGUGGGCUGAAAUGGAACUGCGAGGAUGGGCAACUAGCAAGCGGAGGGAACGACAACAAGUUAAUAGUCUGGGAUAAGCUCUCAGAUACGCCGCUGUGGAAGUUUUCCGAACACACAGCUGCUGUCAAGGCCAUCUCAUGGUCUCCCCAUCAACGUGGCCUGCUCGCUUCCGGGGGUGGCACUGCAGAUCGGCGAAUCAUCUUCCACGAUACAGUCAAAGGCUCCAUCAUCAACGAAAUCGACACAGGCAGCCAGGUGUGCAACAUUGCCUGGUCGAAAAACUCGAAUGAGAUAGUGUCCACGCACGGUUACAGUCAGAACCAGAUUGUGGUUUGGAAGUAUCCCUCAAUGACCCAGGUCGCCAGCUUGACGGGGCACACCUAUCGUGUUCUGUACCUUGCCAUGAGCCCGGACGGCCGUGUCGUCGUCACUGGCGCUGGUGAUGAAACAUUGCGCUUCUGGUCAGUCUUUGGCCGUCGCCCGGGAUCUCGGGAGGAGGGCGAGAGCGGUGGAGGUCCGCUGACUGAUUGGGGCAUUAUUCGGUGA
This is a messenger RNA of Drechmeria coniospora, 1851 nucleotides long. Its product is annotated as WD40 repeat-like-containing domain protein. NCBI's taxonomy places the organism in Eukaryota, Fungi, Ascomycota, Sordariomycetes, Hypocreales, Ophiocordycipitaceae. Gene Ontology annotation, cellular component: anaphase-promoting complex. The record is from RefSeq and is a predicted model, not a curated record. The transcript is spliced from 3 exons. Gene Ontology annotation, molecular function: protein binding; ubiquitin ligase activator activity; anaphase-promoting complex binding. The coding region runs from base 1 to 1851 and encodes 616 amino acids. Gene Ontology annotation, biological process: positive regulation of anaphase-promoting complex-dependent catabolic process; positive regulation of ubiquitin protein ligase activity; anaphase-promoting complex-dependent catabolic process.